GUAUUGAAUCUGAAAAAACUUCGCAAACUGAUAAUUCGCUAGAAGUUAAUGAAUUAUUAGAAGACAAUCUUCAAACUAAAGGUUCUCAAGCCAAUUCAAAAAAAUAUAUGCGCCAUUAUAAAACAAAUAAAAAAUCUGCAUCAUGCUGGAAAUAUUUUAAAAUAGUAGGAGGAGAAUCAGUAUGUGAUGUAAAAAUUAAAAUAAAUGGAAAGGAAAAGAAUUGUGGAAAAAAAUUUAAAUAUCUUCCCGGAUGGUCAACGACCAACAUGAAUUCGCAUCUUGCAGACGAACAUGAUAUAGCAGAAUUUCAAAAAAACCAGAAUAAUACAAAAGGUUCCCAGCAAACUAUCACUACUAUGCUACAACGUGUUGUCCCUCACAAAGGAACUAAAAAAUUUAAUAUUUGUCACGCUGUUGCGGAAUGGCUUGUGAUUGAUAAUCGACCAUUUGAAGUUAUUAGCGGAGAAGGGUUUCGUAGAUUUAUGUUGCAAAUAGAUUUUGCCUUUCGUCGGCCUUCUUAUAAGACAUUAAAAAAAGAAAUAUCUAUUGCAAACACAACUACAAAAAGCCAAAUCAACAAUCUUUUAGCACGAAGCAGUGAAACAAUUUCUCUAACAACUGACCUUUGGACGGCAAGAAAUAAAACAGGAUAUAUUGGAAUAACCGCUCAUUA
Racocetra persica is the source of this 673-nucleotide messenger RNA. The record is from the annotation of a GenBank genome assembly. Lineage: Eukaryota; Fungi; Glomeromycota; Glomeromycetes; Diversisporales; Gigasporaceae.